AUGGAAGUCCAAAAAAUAAAUACCAUAUUAGAUGAAUGUUCCAAGAUUGAAUACUUAGAAGAUAAAAAAUUAAAAUCCCUAGUCCUAGAAGCUGAAAAAACAUCAGUAUAAAUUUCAAAACUAAACAUUUAAGACACAAAUUGCCCUUAAUGUUUAUACGGAGAAUAAUAUGGAAAUAAUAUAUUCGACUACCCUUAAGGACUUGAGAUGUAUUUGAUGGAAAAAAAUGGGCGAAUCUAAAUGGUUUUUGACUAAACUAAAAAAGCGUUUGUUUUAAAAAACUGGGCUUCUGGUUAAGAUUUAAACGCUUAAAUAUUACUAAAAAUGAUUGAUUAUGAUUAAAGGUAGACCUAUUUUGAUGAAGAAGAGGACUCCUAUAUAAAAGAGAUGUAAAUCGAAAUAAACGUCAAUAAUUCAUCUGUAAAAAAUUAAUAUUAGAAAGUAGCAGGAAACAACAUAUAAAAAUACAACAAGAAUCUACGCGGCUUUCUUUUUGAUAAAAUCAUUUUCGAAAAUUUACCCAGUAAAGAUUCUUAUUUAGAAUUAUAAGCCAUAAGCUAAGAAAUAUAAAAGGGAAGUUCUUUGCUUUAUAAGUAUCUUUUUUAUGUCUAAAUGAGAGAUUGUGAAUUAGGAGAAGCUCUUAUUUAAGGAAAAUGCAUUAAAUGUUAAGAAGCUACUUUUAGCAUUUAAAUGGACUCUACUGAAUGUAAAAAAUGUACUCUUAAAGAAAUAUAGGAAUGCGUUGAUGGAUUUAAAAUUAAAAUUUAUCCAGGAUAUUGGAGAAAGUCUUUUGACUCUGAUAUUAUUAUUGAAUGUAAAAACUUAAUUAGUAAUUGUUUAGGAGGAUUCAAAACAGGAGAUUAAUCAUGUGCAGAAGGACAUAUUGGAGCCCUUUGUGAAAGUUGUGAUAUUUAUGGAAAUGUUUGGGGUUAAAGUUGGGCGAAUUCCAGUCCUUUUAAAUGCGGAUUAUGUAGCGAAAUCAACUAUAAUAGUAUAAAAGUGUUUGCUAUAUCUAUAUAUACGCUUAUUGCUUUACUUUUUUCUGUAAAGAGUGCUAUGCCUUCUAUUAUUAAUUAGUAUAUUUCUCUAGCCUCGUGUAGAGAAAUAGGAGAUUUAAUGUAUGUUAAAUAAAAUACAGCAUAUGAAUGUUACACUUAAAAUCAUAUUAAAUGGAUAUUCUCCUUGGUUAUUCCUGUACUUUCUAUUAUUGGUGUUAUUAUUCCUUUAUAUUUCUUUUAUAAUCUUUAUAGGGGAAAAAGUAAAUUAGAUUCCCCUUAAAUGAAAUAUAAAUUAGGUUUCUUAUAUAUUGAAUAUAAAAAAAAUGCCUAUUUUUGGGAAAUACUUAAAAUUGUUGAAAAAACAUUUGUCUUAAUUACUAUUAAUUUCUAUGAUUCAAACCUUCUUUAAGGGCUUUAUAUUCAAAAAUUCGAUAAAAAUUCCCUCGGGCAUCUAGGAUUUUUAAAAAAUAAACACUUUUAAUGA
Messenger RNA from Ichthyophthirius multifiliis, 1482 nucleotides. RefSeq lists its product as hypothetical. The transcript has 6 exons. NCBI's taxonomy places the organism in Eukaryota, Ciliophora, Oligohymenophorea, Hymenostomatida. The record is from RefSeq and is a predicted model, not a curated record.